Molecule: messenger RNA, 2555 nt
Organism: Daldinia caldariorum
Lineage: Eukaryota; Fungi; Ascomycota; Sordariomycetes; Xylariales; Hypoxylaceae
Product: cation efflux protein
Exons: 1
Coding region: 420-2180 (586 amino acids)
Biological process (GO): intracellular zinc ion homeostasis; zinc ion transmembrane transport
Cellular component (GO): membrane
Molecular function (GO): zinc ion transmembrane transporter activity
Source: RefSeq, a predicted model, not a curated record
UCUUUCCCACUGCGUCUCAGAAAUCCUCGUUCUGUUUCGAAACGUUCUCGCCCUGUUUGGAUUUCGUUCAGUCAAUAAAUACCUAGGUACUCAAGUAUUAGCUGUCGCAUGGCUAAGACUAUUUAAGUCUCAGAAGCCGUUCGGCAGCAACUAAUUGCUUUAAUUACUUCACGUAACUUUUUUUUCUCCCCUUUCAUCACACCGAACAACGCCGGUCUAGGUUCAUCAUCCCGUGCUGUCGGCACUAAUAAUUUUAAUUCCCUUACUUUUUUAUUCUCUUUCCGUCUGUCUGCGUUUUUCUUCUUCUUUUUUGUUACACAUAACAGAAAUAUAGGAAGUAAAUAGAGCUUCGGCUCUCCGUUACAAUUUCUUCGCGAACUAGCUCGCCUCGAUCGAUCAGUCGAGCACAAACCGCCACGAUGGCCUGGUCGAAAACUACCCGGAUCAGCAUCAUGCUGGCCAUUGAUGUCGCCUUCUUUCUCGUGGAGUUAAUAUCAGGCUUCAUGGUCCAUUCCCUGGCAUUGAUGGCGGACGCGUUCCAUAUGCUUAACGAUAUCAUCUCACUGAUUAUUGGUCUGUGGGCUGUGACAGUUGCUAAGAGAGAAACUACCAACAAAUUUUCCUACGGUUGGGUUCGCGCCGAAAUCCUCGGUGCUGCCUUUAACGCUGUCUUCCUAAUCGCCCUUUGCGUUUCAAUCAUUCUCGAAGCGAUAACUCGGUUCAUUGAGCCUCAGGAAGUCUCGAACCCGAAACUCAUUCUUAUCGUCGGCUGCUGCGGUUUGGCUUCAAAUCUUGCGGGUUUCUUGGUUCUUGGAGGACAUGGCCACGAUCAUGGCGACCAUUCCCACGAUGACGACCACGACCACGACCACGGACACGAACAUGUUCACAAGCACGACGACAUUGCGGCCGCCGAGGAAGGUAGAGCAACUGCGACGGAGGCAUUACUGGACGAGCGCGCCCCAGUGGCAUCUAUACUACCCGAAGUAGCAAUAGCAACAGCUCGUGCUGCGAACACCUCACCGGAGACCGUUCGCCAUGUACAAUUUGGGCAGUCAGGAAGGCCGGAUCUCCAGGAACGAGGUGCCGGCCGGACCUCUGUCCCUAGGGGGAGAGAACGUCGACGCGCAGGCAGCCUUAAGCACGGCCGCUUGGCUAGCAUCGAUGAUUUCAGCAUUCACCCCGCCAGCUUCAGACAGGACAUCAUUGAGCACAGCCGAUCCAGCCGUAACGAAGAGACCGACGAAAGUUCUAUUGAUGAUAGUCCCAUGGGCUCUCCUGUUCGUGACGAAUCCAUUGACGAGACUACGCCUUUGGUUGCAAACGAGCGUGGCGCAGAUAAGGGUUCUGCUCGUAAGGGCUGUUCAAGCCGAUCAAGAAGUUCUCACCAUCACCAUCGUGCUAGACGUGACUCCGCAACGCACUUGGACCAUCAUCACAACAGGCCAAUGUCGAAGUCGAGGAAGAAGGGACACAGCCACAACCAUGCCGACAUGGGCAUGAACGCUAUGAUCCUCCAUGUCUUGGGUGAUGCUCUCGGAAACGUUGGUGUUAUUGUCACAGCUUUAAUCAUAUGGUUAACUGAAUGGCCGGGACGAUACUACGCUGAUCCGGCAGUAUCGCUAUUCAUUACUCUCAUCAUUCUCAAAUCCGCGAUUCCUUUGACGAAGGCGACAGCCCAGGUGCUACUACAGGCUACACCGGAUCACAUCGAUAUUCAGGAUAUCAAAGAAGACAUUCAGGCUCUACCGGGUGUCAUUAGCUGCCACCACGUUCACAUCUGGCAGCUUUCCGACACGAAGGUGAUCGCGUCGCUGCACGUACAGGUCGCGUUCCCUAUUACAAGCGAAGGAGGAGAGAGGUACAUGAAGCUUGCUAAGCAGGCACGGAAGUGUCUCCAUGCAUAUGGUAUCCACAGCGCCACGAUCCAACCCGAGUUUUGUCUGGAUCAGGACUGCAACCCUAUUGACGACGGCUCUACGACACUUGACGGACAAGCUUCGCCCCGCUACCCACCGGAUGUGUGUCUUUUGGAGUGCGUGGACGACUGCGUGGGCCAAGGUUGCUGCUCGCUACCUUCGGGAAUCGGUUCCAAGGCCGGAUCGAGCCAGGGGUCCAGCCAUACAGUAGAUCACGAUCAUAACGGGGACACCGAUCACGGACAUGGACACCAGCACUAAGCGGUGGUUGGACGAAUAGAGAAGAAAAAAAGUGCUUGUAAUUUUAGACGUUCAUUACACUGGGACAUUGGGUCGUUAUCAUGGCGCGAGACUACUAGGGCACUAUCCCUUUUAUUAUGUAUUUUUUUCUACUUGUACAGGUCUCAUACCUAGUGCGCAGGCGUUCGCGGCAAAAGGUAGCGGAAGGGAGGGUGUGUGACAUAAUGUACAGAUCAGGCUCAUAAAUACAUAUUUCGCGUAUACGCACAAUGUGGUGUAUUUCGUUGCCCCUGUGCGGUGCGGGUGGCUGAUGAUAUGGAUAUGAACGGGUGUCUAGUAUACUUGGGUACAGGGCACGGCGAGCUGGACCUAGGUAGUGCUUGUAGACAAGGAUAG